This is a messenger RNA of Theileria orientalis strain Shintoku, 684 nucleotides long. RefSeq lists its product as hypothetical. The transcript has a single exon. Lineage: Eukaryota; Apicomplexa; Aconoidasida; Piroplasmida; Theileriidae. Bases 1 to 684 code for a protein of 227 amino acids. The record is from RefSeq and is a predicted model, not a curated record.
AUGAGUACCAGUAAUAUUCAAGGCCUUGCAAGCAGAUAUAACAAUCAUUUUGAGGCGUGGAAAAAGGUCCAAAUAGCCGUUCAGAUAAAUUUAAAGGCACUGGCAAUAAUACUACAGAAAUUUCUGCUAUUCAGCCUGAAGGAUUCUGCAGAUGAAGGCAGCGAAACAGUGGAUAGAAUAAUCAAAUCAUAUCAGAACAAAGAAGACGAGUCUGAAGCAAAUUUAGCGGAAAGUUACUCUGCAGUAUUUGAAGAAUGUUGUCAAUCGAAGCUGGACUCUUUGCCCUCGGAUUCAGUACUUGUGUGUUCACUCAUAGUAAAUCACCCAGGAACUAUUACCUUGUUUUUACAAGAACAAAGCAACAAACUGUUGCAAAUGAUAUCGGAAAUAAGCUGCCUGUAUGACACUUUUAGGUCAAAACACCUGGCAAAAAUGACACAAAUACGCGAAGAAUGUGAGGUGAUAAUAAAUCGCAAUAUUAAUAUAAAAACACACGAUCUCCAAGAAGAAAAAGAACGAAACUCACAACAAAUCAACUUCAUAGUUGAAACUUUUCAUGGAAUUUCAGAGGAGAUUAACGAAAUCAAAAACUUCUGUAAGAAUAUGGACACAUAUCCAAAUCAGGAAGAUAAAAUAAAAAAGUAUCUCGAAUUCCUAGAAAAUUUUAAAUUUUUUAAAAAGUAA